Sinocyclocheilus anshuiensis is the source of this 6745-nucleotide messenger RNA. RefSeq names its product agrin-like. The record is from RefSeq and is a predicted model, not a curated record. The annotation marks the transcript as partial. Gene Ontology annotation, cellular component: extracellular region. Lineage: Eukaryota; Metazoa; Chordata; Actinopteri; Cypriniformes; Cyprinidae. The transcript is spliced from 35 exons. Gene Ontology annotation, biological process: multicellular organism development; cell differentiation. Gene Ontology annotation, molecular function: protein binding; calcium ion binding.
GUUAUGGGACUCAUAAGUCCAGCUGGAGUUUCUCAUCAGACUCCGGCUGAGUUUUCUCUGUCGUCUCUCAGCGGUGCUCUGGAUUCGGGUGGAUCGGUCAGCAGCAGCUGCUCUCAGCGCAUGGAGCCCCUGUCCAGUCUACCUGCCCUCUCCAACCUGCCCAGCCCACAGUCCUAUGUCCCGGCCUCCUUCUACAGCAUGGAGCACAGCGCCCCCUACCAGUACAACCAGUACGGGCAAAGUUGCAGAGGAAAGCUGUGUGGAUUUGGAGCGGUGUGUGAGAGAGACCCGACUGACCCCUCUAAAGGAGAGUGUGUUUGUAAGAAGAUUGUAUGCACGUCUGUGGUGGCGCCGGUGUGCGGAUCUGACUCCUCUACCUAUUCCAAUGAGUGUGAGCUGGAGAAGGCCCAGUGCAAUACACAGAGACGCAUUAAGGUGAUGCGCAAAGGCCCCUGUGCCCUGAAGGACCCAUGCAGUGAGGUGACCUGUAGCUUUGGCAGCACCUGCAUCCAGUCAUCCGACGGUCUGUCCGCCAAGUGCAUGUGUCCUCUGAGUUGUGAGAACGUCCCCAAGCACGUGGUGUGCGGCAGCGACGGCCUGGACUACCAAAGCGAAUGUGAGCUCCACAUGAAAGCCUGCGCCACUCAGAAGAACAUCCGUGUGCAUCACCAAGGCCGCUGUGAUCCUUGCAGUGACACUCUGAACAGCUUGAGUGUGGCCUGUCGGGUGAACCCAAAGACCUACAAGCAGUUUACCUUCGCCCCAGCCGAUUCCUGCCCGCCCGACAGUACACUCAUCUGCGCCAGCGACGGCCACACUUACUAUAGCGAGUGUCAGAUGGAGCGGACGGCCCUGCAGAACAACCUGGAGCUCAAGAAGGUCUCUUCAGGCAGCUGCAAGGAGAAAGGGGGCUGCCCGAACGGUUGUAAGUUCAACGCCAUGUGUUUGCUGGAAAACGGAGAGUUUCAGUGUUCCUGCGACCCCAUACAAUGUGACGGCACGUACAAGCCCCUGUGCGGAAAGGACGGAAAGACAUACCCCAACGACUGCGAGAGGAAACUCGAAGAGUGCCGGACCGAAACAGACAUCCCCAUCAAGCAACAAGGGCCCUGUGAUCUUAACCUGGAGAGCCCCUGCCUGAAGAAGACCUGCGAGUUCGGAGCCGUGUGCGUGGUUAAGAACAGCGAGCCUGUGUGCGAAUGCUCAGACGCUUGUCCACAGGACCAAGACCCUGUUUGUGGCAGCGACGGGCACACUUACAGCAGCUCAUGCCAAAUGAAGGCCAUGGGAUGUGCCCUUCAGAAAAAGAUACAGAUGCAGCACAAAGGACCAUGUGCAGAUGAGUCCUGCAACAACUGCUCGUUUGGCGCGAUCUGCGAUGCUCAGACUGGCCGGUGCGUGUGCCCCAAAGGGUGUUUGGAAACACGGCAGCCCGUGUGCGGCAGCGACGGGAUGACGUAUGAGAACGAGUGCAAGCUAAAUGUGGAAGCCUGCACUAAGCAGCUGGAUCUCAGAGUGGUGGCCCAUGGAGAAUGCAAAACCUGUGGCAGCACUGUGUGUAGCUGGGGAGCACGGUGCGUGCAGAACCAGUGUGAGUGUCAGCAGUGCACGGGUCAGCCGGUGAAACCCGUGUGCGGCAGCAACGGCAACACCUACAACAACGACUGUGAGCUGCGGCUGGCCUCCUGCAAGAAACAGAGGAAGAUUGAGGUGGCCAAACUUGGCGUCUGUGAUGAAGACUGCGGUUCAGGAGGCUCAGGUUCAGGAUCUGAAACCUGCGAGCAGGAUCGUUGUCGACGAUACGGCGGAUCAUGGGAUGACGACACAGAGGAUGACCGCUGCGUGUGUGACUUCAACUGUCAGACAGUGCCGCGCAGCUCAGUGUGCGGCUCUGAUGGGAACACAUACACCAGCGAAUGUGAGCUGAAGAAGGCCAGGUGUGAGAAGCAAAUGGACUUGCUGCUCCAGAGCCAAGGUCCCUGCUCAGCUAUCAUAUCAGCUCCUACAGAGCUCGUCGCCUCCCAGCACUGUAGCGAAACUGUUUACGGAUGCUGCCAAGACAAUAAGACCGCUGCCCUGGGUGUUGGACUGGCUGGGUGUCCUAGUGUGUGUCAGUGUAAUCAUUACGGCUCAUACGGAGUCACCUGUGACCCGUCCACUGGCCAGUGCUCCUGUAAACCCGGCGUCGGGGGACUCAAGUGCGACCGCUGUGAGCCCGGAUUCUGGAACUUCCGAGGCAUCGUUACAGAGAACAUGAGUGGCUGCACACCGUGUAACUGUGAUGGAGUGGGUUCGGUUCGUGACGACUGUGAGCAGAUGUCAGGGCUGUGCUCAUGUAAGCCUGGAGUUAAGGGCAUGAAAUGCAACAUGUGCCCCGAUGGCAGCAAGAUGGGAGCCAACGGCUGUGACAAAGGACCCGAGGCACCCAAGUCCUGUGAUGAGCUUGUGUGCCACUUUGGGGCAUCAUGUGUGGAGGUGAACGGACAGGCUCACUGUGAGUGCCCGUCGCCAGAUUGUGAUGAGAAAAACAAGACCAAGGUAUGUGGUUCUGAUGGGGUCACCUAUGCAGACCGAUGCCAGCUGAGGACCAUCGCAUGCAGACAAGAUAAAAAGAUCACUGUGGAGCAUUUAGGCCAGUGCAAAGAAUCCAUUGAGCUGACGGCCAAACCCACCCCCUUCCCAACCACCCACCGCACCACCCCUCCCACCGCUCACGUCAAGAUCACCAAACAGCGCCAUGGCCACACCACCACCACUACUUCAAGCAUUCUCAAGGAUCUGGACAGCUUCGUGGUGGAGGCACUGCCUCCACCGAAGGUGGUCGAGGCAGGAAAUUACUCCAGCUCUUUCACCACCCACCGCCCCACCACACUCAACAAACCACCCCGCACCUCAUCCCCACCCCUGGACUCCAGCCCUGACUUUGACGAAUCGGGCAGUGGAGAGCCCAGUGGGGACGACGAGAUGGUGAGCGGAAUGGAGGAGAGCGGAGAAGAGCCACUUGGUACAACAGUAGCAACUACCACUCUUCCCACAGCCGAAGAACGGUCUUCCUGUGACAACACACCUUUCGGCUGCUGUCCUGAUGGGAAGACGGCCGCCAUCAGCUCUAAGAAUACAAACUGCCCCUCCACCAUGCGUUUCAGUGGCUUCCUGCACCUGGAUAAGGUAGAGGGUCAGGAGGUCUUCUACACGCCUGAGAUGGAGGACCCCAAGUCAGAGCUGUUCGGCGAAACGGCUCGGAGCAUCGAAAGUGCUCUGAAUGAGUUGUUCCGCAAGUCAGAUGUCCAGAAAGACUUCCAGAGUGUCCGUGUGAAGAAUCUGGCCCCCAGCAACUCCAUAAUUGCCUUUAUCGAGGUUCACUUUGACCCAGACACAAGGUUCAGUGUGGAGGCUAUUGAGGGAGCCCUUCUCAAACAGCUCAAGGCGUCUAAAGACACUGGUAUCGUUGUGAAGAAACCUGAGGAAGAGAACAUCCGCAUCACCACCUAUGGUCUUUCAGCUGUUCCUUUCUUCACCACCACCACGACCACCGUAGCGUCAGUCACAACUCCCACCACCACUACGCUGUCUCCCACUUCUGCAUUUACCACGCUCCACCCAACCACCACCAGACGGCCCUUCACCAGCCGCAGGACCACCACAGACGCACCAGCCACCACCACUCCAUCCAAGGCCCCCACAACCACAGUCUCGCUGAAGAACAGACUGGCGGUCCACGGCAAAAGGCCGUGCGACUCCCAGCCCUGCCGUCACGGUGGAACCUGCGAGGAGGAGGACAAUGACUUCACCUGUAUCUGUCCUGCAGGAAGAGGAGGAGCUGUGUGCGAGAAAGUUAUAAAGUACUUCAUACCAUCCUUUGGUGGCAAGUCUUACCUGGCUUUCCGAACCAUGAGGGCCUACCACACUGUGCGAAUUGCCAUGGAGUUCAGAGCUUCGGAAAUGACAGGGAUAUUGCUGUAUAAUGGCCAAAAGGGCAAAAAGGACUUCUUGUCUCUGGCACUGUUUGAGGGACAUGUGGAGCUCAGGUUUAACACUGGUUCUGGGACGUCUUCAGUGAUCAGUAAGGUCCUGGUAAGACCGGGUCGCUGGCAUCAGCUCGUAGUAGUGCGUAACAGGCGUAAUGCCAUGCUGAGCGUGGACAAUGAGCCGAGCGUUGAAGGACAAAGUCCCCCAGGAACAGAUGGACUCAACCUGGACACAGACCUUUUCAUCGGAGGAGUGCUUGAAGACAUGAUACCAGAUGUAAAGGAGAGGACGUCAGUUUCCACAGGCCUGGUGGGCUGCAUCCGCAUGCUGGACGUCAACAACUUGUUCUAUAACCUGCAAGAGAAUGGCGACAGCGUUUUGUACGGCUCAGGCGUGGGUGAGUGCGGCAACAAUCCAUGCAUGCCGAACCCCUGCAAGAACGGAGCCUCCUGCCAGGUCAAAGAAGCCGAGAUGUUCCACUGCAAAUGUGUCAAUGGUUUCUCUGGUCCAACCUGCGCUGACACCCACAACCCUUGCGACCCCAAUAAAUGCCACCCGUCAUCGCGGUGCCAGGUCCUUCCGGAAGGAGGUUACAAAUGCGAAUGUCCAAUGGGACGUGAAGGCAAGCACUGUGAAAAAGUGUCAGACAAGGGAGGUGCUUUCAUUCCUUACUUUACUGGAGAUUCUUUCCUGGAGCUCAAGGGCCUUCAUCUCUACGGCCAGGAUCUGAGGCAAAAGUUCAGCAUGACUGUGGUUCUGUUGGCCAAUGACUCCAAAGGCAUGAUCUUCUACAACGGUCAGAAGACUGACGGCAAAGGAGAUUUCAUCUCUCUCUCCCUGAAUGAUGGUAUCCUGGAGUUUAGAUAUGACCUGGGCAAAGGACCAGCUGUCAUUAGGAGUAAAGAAAAAAUCAAGCUGAACGAAUGGAGCACAGUGAAUCUGGAGAGGGCCAGCAGAAAAGGAGAGAUCAGCAUUAACGGCAAAGACCCCGUCAGAGGAGAAGCGCCGAAAUCACGCAAGAAUCAGCACACAGAUCUUAAUCUGAAGGAGUCGCUCUUUGUGGGCGGAGCCCCUGAUUUCCGCAAAGUAGCCAGAGCUGCUGCGAUCAAAGAUGGCUUCAAAGGGGCCAUUCAGAAGAUUACUCUGAUGGGAAUUCCAAUCCUGAAAUCUGAUAACGCCCUUCACUCCAGUGAUGUGUCCAUGUAUCCCUACCACCCCUGCUCCAAAGAUGUUUGUGAGAACGGAGGCCGCUGCAACCCUCUGUUGGACAGCUACGAGUGCAUCUGCCGCCACGGAUUCACUGGACAGCACUGCCAGGACGCAAUAAUCGAGAAAUCUGCUGGGGACACCGAGGCCAUUGCGUUCGAUGGUCAUACAUUCAUUGAAUAUCACAACGGAGUCACCAAGAGCGAGAAGGCCCUGCUGGUGAAUAAAUUUGAACUGAGCAUCAGGACUGAGGCUACUCAUGGUCUGAUUUUGUGGAGCGGCAAGGGAGUGGAGCGAUCCGAUUACAUCGCCCUCGCAAUUGUGGACGGCAAUGUGCAGAUGACCUAUGACCUUGGCUCCAAGCCUGUGGUGCUGCGCUCCUCUGUACGGGUCAACACCAACCGCUGGAUGCAAAUCAAGGCCAGCAGAGCGCUCAGAGACGGCUCGCUGCAGGUUGGUAAUGAGGCAGCUGUCACUGGGUCAUCACCCUUGGCUGCCACACAGCUGGACACAGACGGCGCUCUCUGGUUGGGUGGUCUGGAGGAGCUGUCCGUAGCUCGCCGGUUGCCCAAGGCUUACAGCACAGGCUUUGUCGGCUGCGUGAAAGACGUGAUAGUCGACGGGGUGGAACUGCAUCUGGUUGAGGACGCCUUAAACAGUCCCAAAAUUGUACACUGUUCUGCCAAAUAGGCUGUCACCACGUUCCUCCCAACACCAUGUCUACUGCUGUAAUUAUUUUUUGUAUACUUUUCUUUGCCUUUUAUAUUGGAAAAAUUACAUUGUUUUAAUUAUAAUUUUGUUUUUUGGUUUGUUUGUUUUUCUCCCCAUCAUUGCGUCCAACAAUAAUCAAGUCACCAGUCAGCGAACAUGGUGUCACAAGACAAGCAGAAAGUCGUAUUGCAUCUGUCCUGUUUCUAUGACAAACAACAGAACAUGUACUUGCUCAUUACUUGAACAGUGGCAGAUGAGGUUGGUGCUGUUUGUGCCGUCUGGAUUGCCUUCUCUCGUCCUGUCCAGCAUUCACUAUACAUUCCUCUGAGCUGUUGCUGUGGUCCAUUACUACGUUUAAAAAAGGUCUAAAACAUGGCUUUCCGCUUUAUCGACACGACAGCAACUGUUAAAAACACUGAGCAAGACUAUGUAUGAUAUUCCUCAUUUAUGAUACCACUAACAAGGACGAAAGCUCGAAACUUGGAGUACUGAUAGUAGCUGACGUAACAUUUAGCAUUCCUCAAAAUUCACCAUUGUUUUUUUUUUCCAAUGCAAACAUCAUUGACCUGUGAGAUGUAAUAAAUAGUAACGAAAUACAUGAGACUGUGAAUUUUGAAGAUGCUAUUUUUUGUUGCAAUCAUUCGUCUCAUGUGUUGUGCAUAUCUAAAUAGCAAUUACAUAUAUAUAAAUAUACUAUAUGACCACUUGUUGCAUGCAUCUUUUUAAGUGUUGCGUUGAUUUUGCCUUGGUUUUCUUGAUCUUCAUUAUUCCAUUCAGGGCAGAAAUGUAGCUGACUACAUUGCAAUCUUGACAUCUGAUCAUUCAAGUUGGGAGAUAUUGAAAUUGUAUAUAUAUAUAU